Gossypium raimondii (Peruvian cotton) is the source of this 581-nucleotide messenger RNA. Its product is annotated as copper transporter 6. The record is from RefSeq and is a predicted model, not a curated record. The coding region runs from base 5 to 484 and encodes 159 amino acids. The transcript has a single exon. NCBI's taxonomy places the organism in Eukaryota, Viridiplantae, Streptophyta, Magnoliopsida, Malvales, Malvaceae. Gene Ontology annotation, molecular function: copper ion transmembrane transporter activity. Gene Ontology annotation, biological process: intracellular copper ion homeostasis; copper ion transmembrane transport. Gene Ontology annotation, cellular component: plasma membrane.
AUCCAUGGAGAAGUUGAUUGAUGAUCAUACGCAUGGCAUGAUGAUGCACAACUCAUCAGACGGCGGCAUGACGAUGAUGAACCACCGUAAGAUGAUGAUGCAUAUGACCUUCUUUUGGGGCAGCAACACCCAAAUUCUCUUCUCCGGUUGGCCCGGAACCAGAACCGGCAUGUAUGUCUUGGCCCUCAUAGCUGUCUUCAUGCUUGCUUUCAUGGUGGAGGGGAUUUCUCACUCUCGGUUGACGAAAUCCGGUUCGAUCCACCACGUGACCGCCGGUCUGGUUCAGACUUUGUUGCAUGCUCUGAGGGUUGGACUUGCGUAUUUGGUGAUGUUGGCCAUCAUGUCUUUCAACGGUGGCGUUUUCUUGGCCGCCGUGGCUGGCCAUUCUCUGGGUUUUUUCUUGUUUGGCAGUCGAGUUUUUAACAAAAACCCCACCACCGUCCCCGCCGCCAAAACUUCCGAUCUUACUCCUAUGAGUUGUUGAAUAUUAGGUUCUUUUGGGUUAUGUUCUUAAACCCAUUCUCACUAAGAGAAUUGAUGUUUUUAUGCUUUUACAUUUCUCUUUAUCAUUAGUCUAUGCU